AUGUCCUCUCCUGUGGAUGAGAAAUCGACUCUUGUCGACACGAACGUUCUUACCAUCAAUCGACCUACUCCAUCCCGCACACAAUCCAAUCAAUCCGUUCUCAGCACAAUCGAAGAUGUCGACUCUACCCAUUCUUUAAGUCCAACUCACACUCGCUACGAGAAAAGCAGUCUGUCUCAAGAAACAUCUCCAUUCUCUCCAUUCUACAACCCAAACCCUACAAGAUAUUCGCUCGAAGCACAAAAAUCCUCGUCGAAGCAUAAUAUAGCGAUGUACGAUACAGAUGUCGAAGCUUGUCUCACACCACAACAAACAACGAAGAGUGGAACAUUGUUGACGAAGGCGAAGACGGGUGCGACGCAGGAAUGUACGGUAUGGCCUGGUCAACAACAAAUGAAGAGGAAGAAGAAGGCUAUGAAGCAACACAGACUGAGCGCUGGUAUCUGCGGUUGCAUGGCUGGUUUCGAUCGAAAGACGAGAAUCUGGAUUAAGGUCCUGAUUGCUUUGGUGGUCGUUGCUCUUGCCGUCGGUGUUGGAGUCGGUAUCUCUAGAGCUGUUGGAGGAGGAGUCUGGAAGAAUUCGCAGAGCACGAACACUGCUAUUCCCAGCUAA
Botrytis byssoidea is the source of this 612-nucleotide messenger RNA. RefSeq lists its product as uncharacterized. The record is from RefSeq and is a predicted model, not a curated record. The transcript has a single exon. Bases 1 to 612 code for a protein of 203 amino acids. NCBI's taxonomy places the organism in Eukaryota, Fungi, Ascomycota, Leotiomycetes, Helotiales, Sclerotiniaceae.